Messenger RNA from Caretta caretta (loggerhead turtle), 1489 nucleotides. RefSeq names its product nucleophosmin/nucleoplasmin 3 (gene NPM3). The record is from RefSeq and is a predicted model, not a curated record. Lineage: Eukaryota; Metazoa; Chordata; Testudines; Cheloniidae. Gene Ontology annotation, cellular component: nucleoplasm; cytoplasm; nucleolus. Gene Ontology annotation, molecular function: histone binding; chromatin binding; RNA binding. Gene Ontology annotation, biological process: chromatin remodeling.
AGCGCCGAUCCGAUCCGAUCCGCCCCGCCCCGCCUUCCGCAUCCGUCCCUUCCCCAGCCCGGCCUUCCACGGCAGCCAUGGCCGCCUUCCUGGAGCCGGAGAGCCGGGCGGCCGGGGCCGGGCUCUGUCUCGGCAACUUCGUCUUCGGCUGCGAGUUGACUGGCAGCACCAGAUCCUACACCUUUAAGGUGGAUGAAGAUGACGACUCUGAGCACAUCCUGGCCCUGUCUAUGGUCUGCCUUACGGGCGGCGCAAAGGACGAAUGCAACGUGGUGGAAGUUGUGGGGCGUAACCGUCAGAACCAGGAGAUUGCUGUGCCGGUGGCCAAUCUGAAGCUGUCGUGCCAGCCCGUGCUGAGCCUGGACAACUUCCAGCUCCAGCCACCUGUGACCUUCCACCUGAAAUCCGGCUCCGGCCCCGUGCACCUCACCGGGCGGCACCAGAUCAUGCACAGGAGGGCACUGUCUGAGGAAGAGGAGAGUGGGGAGGAGGAGGAGGAAGAGCUCGCCCCCGUCAUGCCAGCCAAGAAGGAGCAAAGGAGACAGUAGCUGAGAGGCGCUGCCCUGCCCCCGACUGGAGCCCUGCCCCCGGACGGCUGUUCUCCUGGGACCUCUCUGGUUUACGUGUCAAUUCGCUGUUUGUUCCUGUCGGGUUUUUGGGGGGCUCCCUCCCAUUAAGGGGAUGCAUUGGGGUGAGCCCUGCCCCCGCACAGGGCCAUGGAGGGCUGAUACUGGGGAGAUGCAUGGGGCCCUGAGUGUGCUGGGGGUGCUCUGCUCUGGGCACUGAGAUCCCCAGCGCCUGGAGGCGAGCCUGCAAAGCCGUUGGUGUCCGAUGCUCUGCCAACCCUGCGCCCCAGCUCUGUUGCUCAGUAGAGGGAGUUUCUGGGGCUUGUUCCCUAUUUCCGUACACUGUGCGAACCAGCCCUUUGGUUGGUCCGUCUGGGCCCCUGCUCUGUUGCACCCUCUGAGAUGCCAGGCUGCUGUCUGCCAAGGGACUUUAGGCCUGGGCUGGGAGAGAGCAGCUGGAGCGCUGGGUUUCACAGGCUGAUUCUGGUCAGUUUCGCCUUGCAGUUCUGGGGCGCUGGCCCUGCGGUGCUGGCGGGGGCCUGGUGCUGAGUGGGGCGGUGGCAUCUCUCCCCCCCGUUUCUAUUCAUUGAGGGGGGAGGGUUAAGCCCUUUUUUUAAUAUUCGCUGCCUUUACACAUGGAAGUUUUAGAGAGAACCUCGUCACCACCCCCCAAAAUCCAGGGCUCCUUUCCCCAGUGCAAUAUCCCGGGUGAGCCGGGUGUGUACAUGGCACCUUUGACCUUGGCAUCCGAGAUCCGGCUCUGGUGCUGGGGCCUCGUCCGGGUGUCACCGGGUCGUGCUGGGUCUGGGCUGCCUUUGAGUCCCCUCUUGCCCCCGCUGGACAGUGGUUCGUUCCCCAGCCAAACCCCAUCUCUGUAAAGGGAUAUUUACACCUUGCAAUAAACGUUUCCGAUUGGGUGUCAA